CACAUUAAAUACUUCUCUUCAGCUCGGGUUUCCAACCACUGGGGCAUGGCUGGACCCAGGGAGUUUAUCUAGGGCAAGGCUGGAGGCCCAGGAAUGUCGAUGGAGGAGGGAAAGCCACCUCGAGAAGCACCAUGUCUCUAUUAUAACUGAGCAGCCCUUAUGACCAACAUGAGCUGGAGCUUCCUCACUCGCCUGCUAGAAGAGAUUCACAAUCACUCCACCUUCGUGGGCAAGGUCUGGCUCACCGUGCUCAUCGUCUUCCGCAUCGUCCUGACGGCGGUUGGGGGGGAAUCCAUCUACUCGGAUGAGCAGAGCAAGUUCACCUGUAACACCAAGCAGCCCGGCUGUGACAACGUCUGUUAUGAUGCCUUUGCCCCCCUCUCACACGUCAGGUUCUGGGUCUUCCAGAUCAUCAUGAUCUCCACCCCUUCAGUCAUGUACCUGGGCUACGCCAUCCACAGGAUCGCCCGCUCGGCGGAGGAGGAGAAGAAGUUCAAGGGGUUCAAGAAGAAGAAGAGGAAGAAGCAGCAGCACUUUGCCUUGAACUGGCAGACGGGACCCAACAUGGAAGACCCCCUGGAGGCCGACGAGGAGGACCCCAUGAUCUCUGAUGAGGCAGCAGAAAGUGAGAAAGCCAAAGCCAAGCCCCAAAGCAAAGAGCCCCAGAAGCACGACGGGAGGAGAAGGAUCCAGGAAGAAGGGCUGAUGAAGAUCUAUGUCUUCCAGCUUCUAACCAGGGCUUCCUUUGAGGUUUGCUUUCUGGUAGGGCAGUAUUUGCUUUAUGGUUUUGAGGUGGAAGCCUAUUACGUGUGCAACAGGGUCCCUUGCCCUCACACUGUGGACUGCUUUGUGUCCCGGCCGACUGAAAAAACCAUUUUUCUCCUGGUGAUGUACGUGGUGAGCUUCCUCUGCUUGUUGCUCAACAUGUGUGAGAUGUUCCACCUGGGCUUUGGGACCAUCCGGGAUGCCAUCCGCAACCGGAAGAUGAACAGCUUCAGGCAACCCCCCUACAACUACUCCUACCCCAAAAACAUCUCCUGCCCUCCUGAGUACAACCUGGUGGUGAAAUCAGAGAAAGCCACCAAGAUCCCCAACAGCUUGAUGGCACACGAGCAGAACUUGGCUAACGUUGCUCAGGAGCAGCAGUGCACCAGCCCGGAUGAGAACCUCCCAGCAGACUUGUCAACCCUCCACAAACACCUCCGAGUAGCCCAGGAACAGUUGGACAUUGCCUUCCAGAGCUACAGCAGCACCCAAGCCAACACUCAACCUUCUCGAACCAGCAGCCCUGCCUCAGGGGGCACCGUGGUGGAGCAGAACAGGGCCAACACGGCCCAGGAGAAACAAGGUGCUAAACCCAAGGCCUCCUUGGAGAAAGGGAGCUCAAGCAGUAAAGAUGGAAAGACAUCCGUGUGGAUUUAGGUUGGGCUCAAAGGAGAGGAGGCAAGAGGAGAGGGGGGUUUGUUUUGGUUUGUUUCUGGGGUUUUUUGGGUGUUGGGUUCAGGUCACGGGGCACAGGCACGAUUUUUGGGUGGAAGUCAAGAGGGAAAAGGAGUUUCAGAGCGAUUUAGUGCUGUCUUCCAGUGUGUUUUAAAAAAAAAAAAAAAAAAAAAAAAAGAAGACAUUUCUUUCCCAUUUCUAACACAUUCUCCAGUUGGGAACCUCCAGUGAGCAACAGCAAAACCCCCUGAAUCUCCCACCCUUUUGGUGACCACUGGAGUCCCCCCAAAAAACUGGACAGUGUCCUGUGAUGGGUCCCAGCAGUGAGCAGCUCCCCUCCUGCAUGGCAAGGCUGGAAUGCUGUGGGUCAGGCAGCAUUUAAUUACUAAAAAUCCUUAAUCAAAAUUAAUUUCUGAUCCCUUGAUAAAGGAAACAAGUGACACAUUGCACAAACCUUCACGACACUCUUGCAGCUGAUGUCCUGCCUGAAUCUUCAGCUGCUCCAGAAGACCUCCAGAAGGUGUCAUUGGAUG
This is a messenger RNA of Calypte anna (Anna's hummingbird), 1973 nucleotides long. RefSeq names its product gap junction gamma-1 protein. Gene Ontology annotation, cellular component: connexin complex. Gene Ontology annotation, biological process: cell communication. The record is from RefSeq and is a predicted model, not a curated record. Bases 160 to 1422 code for a protein of 420 amino acids. The transcript is spliced from 2 exons. Lineage: Eukaryota; Metazoa; Chordata; Aves; Apodiformes; Trochilidae.